Fusarium pseudograminearum CS3096 is the source of this 1503-nucleotide messenger RNA. RefSeq lists its product as uncharacterized. NCBI's taxonomy places the organism in Eukaryota, Fungi, Ascomycota, Sordariomycetes, Hypocreales, Nectriaceae. The transcript is spliced from 4 exons. Gene Ontology annotation, cellular component: alpha DNA polymerase:primase complex. Gene Ontology annotation, biological process: DNA replication, synthesis of primer. The record is from RefSeq and is a predicted model, not a curated record. The coding region runs from base 1 to 1503 and encodes 500 amino acids.
AUGUUGCGGCAAGACUUUAACCGAAUUGACCCCAAACGGCGCAACGUUGUCGACCACCGUAAGAAGCAGUUUGCUUCACCAACAUACAAGGACCUCGACUAUCCCUAUCGUCUCAACUUUUACACGGAUCCUCCCACGGCCGAUAUCACACUCGAGCAGUUCGAGCAAUGGGCCAUCGAUCGACUCCGAGUUCUCGCCGAACUCGAAGCAUGCGCCUUCCGCAACAAGACACCCGCCGAGACAGCAACCCACAUGAAGCCCAUUCUCAAGCAGCACCUGAACCUCGAGGCCAAUAGUUCAAGCUCCAAGAAGCUAUUUGAGCAGCGACAAAAAGACCACUACAGCCACUUCAUUCUACGACUAGCCUUUUCGUCUACUGAAGACCUGCGCCGUCGGUUCACCCGCGUCGAGACAAUGCUUUUCCGUUUACGACUCAAUGAGGACGAUCUUUCAGAGCGAUCAGCCUUUGUCAAGACUCUUGGUCUGGACUGGUGUGAGGAUGUGACGGAGGAUGAUAGGAGGGAGUAUGCUGCGGAGCUAGCUGCCUUUACUAGCAACCGAAAGGGCGAGAACGACGACGACACUUGGUUCAAGGUGGACUGGGAACGAGUUCCUGAUCUGAUCGAGAGCCGAAGAGUGUUCCUCAAGGCUGGAAAGGCCUUCGUACCUGGUCGUGAGCAGGCCGGCAUGGUGGUUUCCGAGUUCACCUCGCGCUUAGAACGACAACUUGAGUUGACUGCCCGAGCCCUUCCCCGACUCGACGAGGACGACCGACUUACCCCCAUCCUCAACCAUCUUUCCAAGAACUUCAUCACCCCCGAUGCUUCGUACACAUCAGGCACAGCCGCAGUACCUGGUGCAGAAAUCAGCGCCGCCAACAUCGACAACCUGUCUCAACAUUUCCCAGCCUGCAUGUCCCACCUGCACCGUUCACUACGUCGAGAUGCUCAUCUGAAGCACUUUGGUCGACUGCAAUACUCGCUCUUCCUCAAGGGCAUCGGUCUUAAUCUGGAGGAGUGUCUUGUGUUCUGGAGAAAGAGCUUCAACAAGAUGACAGAUGAUAAGUUUAACAAAGAGUACCGCUACAAUAUUCGUCACGUAUAUGGUGAUGUUGGAGGCGACUCCAACCGAAGAGGAGGUGGUUACAGUCCGUUUAGUUGCCAGAAGAUCCUCACAGAACACCCCCCUGGCCCCGGUGAGGCUCAUGGAUGCCCGUACCGACACUUUAACUUGGAGAAUCUGUCGGCACUCGUACAGGCUAUGGGUGUCAAUGAUCGCUCUGUUCUUCAGGGUGUUAAGGAGGAUAAGGACAAGCAAAAGUUCCACAUGGCAUGCAAUCGCGUAUUUGAGCAUCUGCACAAACAAGAGAUUAGGAAGGCCAAGGACGAGGGCGUCAUGACUCAAUCACAGCUCGAGACCAUUGUUCAUCCCAAUGAAUACUUUAAGCGCAGUUUCCUGCUAAAGAAUCUCGGCAAGGAGACAGACGUGCGAAUGGAGGGCUGA